Molecule: messenger RNA, 8814 nt
Organism: Hypanus sabinus (Atlantic stingray)
Lineage: Eukaryota; Metazoa; Chordata; Chondrichthyes; Myliobatiformes; Dasyatidae
Product: dual specificity testis-specific protein kinase 2-like
Exons: 11
Coding region: 186-2228 (680 amino acids)
Biological process (GO): protein phosphorylation; actin cytoskeleton organization
Cellular component (GO): cytoplasm; nucleus
Molecular function (GO): protein serine/threonine kinase activity; ATP binding
Source: RefSeq, a predicted model, not a curated record
UUGCACCACCAGGACCAACGUAGUUGUGCAGCUGGGCGACAAAAGGAGCUGGGUAACGGCCAGGACGUCUGAGCACUCUGUAAGUGCGAGUUCGGCUGCUCAGUUAAACGGGAGGCGUGUGAGUCCAAAUAAGUAAAGAAUCUGGAUGCUAAAAUGUGAAAGUCACACCGGCUGAAUUCUUUGGAAUGGAUCGAAAUAAAAGAAAUUCAAUAGCAGUUUUACCAUUAAGACAUGAGCGAUUGGAAGAAUUUGAUGGCGGCAGGGAUGGUAGUGCCAUUGGUCAAUCAACAUCAGUGUUUCCUUCGUCAUACAGAGCCUUAAGUAGUGCUGUCUCCAGACUUACUAGGCUUGAUGACUUUUUCUGUGAAAAAAUUGGAUCUGGAUUUUUUUCUGAAGUCUACAAGGUGCGUCACAGAACUUCGGGGCAAGUGAUGGCACUGAAGAUGAACAAAAUGAUCAGUAAUAGAGCAAACAUGCUGCGGGAAGUGCAAUUAAUGAAUCGUCUUUCUCAUCCCAACAUUCUCAGGUUUAUGGGUGUUUGUGUUCAUGAAGGCCAACUACAUGCAUUAACUGAAUAUAUUAAUGGAGGGAAUCUUGAACAGUUGUUGGACAGCAAUGAACAUCUUUCCUGGCCUAUUAGGGUCAAAAUAGCACAUGAUCUUGCCUCUGGACUCGGUUAUUUGCACUCCAAAGGUGUCUUUCACCGGGAUCUGACUUCUAAGAAUUGUUUAAUUAAAAUGGAAGAUGGUAGAUACACUGGAGUGCUGGGUGACUUUGGUCUGGCAGAGAAAAUCCCUGACAAUGAGACUACAGAAAGGCUGUCAGUGGUUGGAUCACCAUUUUGGAUGGCUCCAGAAGUGCUGCGCAGUGAGCCCUAUAAUGAAAAGGCUGAUGUAUUUUCAUAUGGUAUUAUUAUGUGUGAAAUUAUAGCUCGGGUGCAAGCUGACCCUGACUAUCUCCCUCGAACAGUGAAUUUUGGAUUAGAUUAUGAUGCGUUUCAGAACAUGGUAGGGGAUUGCCCACCCAGCUUCCUUCAACUUGCGUUCAAUUGUUGUAAUAUGGAUCCAAAGCUUCGCCCAUCUUUCUCAGAAAUAGUAAAGGCGAUAGAACAGAUUAUAUCACAACUACAAGAAGAAGAAAAGAAUAGAAGCAUUAACAAUGAAGAAAGUAUGGAGACAAAGCCAAUUAACCUACAAAAAAGUGCUGGGGAGAAAGGACAAGCAAUAAAAAGAUGCAGUCCUCUGGCAUUUCCAAUUGAUAAGAUUCCACCCAAAUCGCCUCGGCCACGUCGUAAUAUAUGGCUUUCUCGCAGUCAGUCUGAUUUCUUUACCCGAAAAGUUAGUCGGAAGAUAAAUGUCCAAGAUCCAUACUAUACUCCUAGCAAGGGAACUUCACAUAAAAUUAAUCCUUUCAUUGCAAGGCAGGACUUGAAAGGUGGAAAAAUAAAAUUUGUAGACACACCAAGUAAAUCGGUAAUAUCUCUAGCAUUUGACCUGCCUUCACCUGAUUCUACAGACUGCUCGUUCAUUUCAACAACCCAAGCCAAACAGAACCUUACUGGGGAUUUUCAGGAAACUCUUGUCCCUGAGCGACGAUAUCGAUCCCUUCCAGUUUCACCUGAUUUGCCAACAAAAGAAUGUCAUAGUUUUGGGCCCUUUUCAUUAACAUUGGGGAAAUGCGACCCAUUGCAAUUGGGAACGGAUGUGAAACAGAAAGUGUUGAACACUUCCAAAUAUUCUGUUUUGGAGAUUCCACCAUUUAAACAGAAACUUCCAAUUCAGCAGUCUCCCUCAUCAGAACAGGUUGAUGCAAUGGACUGUUCAGGAACUGAAGACCUACCGGAUGAAAAUGACCUGUGUACAGAGCGUAGGACACAACUAAAUACCUUGAAAACUAAAGAAAGCUACAGUCUUCGUGUUUCAGAGAGCUUGAAUUGUAAUUGUAUAACAGGAGGCAAUGAGCCAAAUUUAAAUGGUACAUCUUGCGGCAACUGGAAUAGCUCAAUUUCCAGUGAAGAAGUGAAGGAGCGAGAAAUACAGAGGGACAUGUCAAAAUUAGCAAUACCAGAACACAAGUCAUGUUUUAGUGUCAGUAUUGCACUGGAGCGAGAUGAAAUAGACCCAGGUAAUUGUGCUGAAGCAUCUGACAUAGAAGGGCAUUCCUCUGUGGUGCUGACUCCAUGCAUGAAUUCAAAUCCUUGCCACCUUCAGUCAAAAUGCAAUAUUUGAAGAAACAUUCAUAAAUUGUAUUGGUUUCUUUUAACAACUUUUUUCUGCUUGAUUUAAAAAAUAUCCAGUUAUUUUUAUUUGGUCAGGAAUGAUAUGAAAGUCUAGAAUUCCAAAGCUCUUUUCAAACUUUGAGGUGCAGGUACCAUGGAUCACAGUCCAUUCUGAUGAAUCAUUUGAUAUUUGGUGAUUGGCCAGUAUUAUAAAUUGACUUAUUUGGGUGAACCUUUUGCAUCUUAUUUCUAAUUGAUUAAAAUGUUUUAUGGAAGUAGCUUUAUAAACCAGCCAAAGGUAACUUCUACUAAAUAUCAUCUACAUGCAUGCAAUAUGUACCCCAGCGCCUUUCAGUAUUUGUGAGGUAUCAGUUUGAUGACUAGUUUUCCUCAGCUUGUAAACAAGUGAAAUAUUUUCCAUUUUCCUCGAAUGGAAAUGAUUUGUUGCUUCAUCUAUGGUCUUUAAUAGCUGGACUUACAGUUAAAAUUUUCUGGGAUAUUUAUUGGAAAAAUAACCAACUUUUUAUUUGUGGGCUAGUCUGAGAUUGCUCUCAAAAAUUACACCCAUACUUUACGAAUUAUUUAAAAAUCUAUUUCAUUGUAUUUUCAUGUUUCUACAUAUACCUGUGCAAAGUAAGAUUACUGUGUUACCUUUUAAGGAUAGCCUGUAAAUCCAAGGGUACCAGUACACAGUAAACUGUGUUUAUCAAUACUUUGUGUCCACAUCAAUGAUGUAAUUUUUGACUAAAUUUAAGUUGUACUCAAAUUAACAAGGUGGACCAUAAAGAUUUCUUACUACAAGAAAAGCACUUCAUCACUUUCCUAUAGCUUGAAAAGAUGUUACUACUGUAUAUUUUGUAUUUCAACCUGGACUACUGUAACAGAGUUGGAUGUAAUGCCACAAGGUGCCAUGUCUGUAAUCAUUUAUGAUGGGUCAACUCACAGGAAUAGUGCAAAGAUUUUCAAGUUUGCAGAAAAAAUUGGUGUAUUUAUCUUUUACUGUGCAAUCAAUUCCAUUAUUUUGAGAUUUUGUUCAAAUUAGCUUUCUUUUCUUGAUCUCAAAAAAUGUGAACUCUUUCGUAUUUCUUUGUAAUGGCUGUUGUGCCAUGAUUUAAGUGUAGAUUUUGUACUUUCUGCUUCCUUCCUCUUAUUGAGAUGCAUACUACUACUCCUUGUGGAGAAUGCUUUUUAUUUAAUCAGUUAGUUAAGGUUUUAAUAAUGGAUGUGAAUUACAGAAUUUUUAUUUUUACAUCUUUGUUCAACCGAAGUCUGGAUUUAAUCUCGAUUGGAAAUAUUAAGGUAAAUUAGACUGUAUAAUUUGCACCUUAACUAAUGGUAAAGUUACCUCAGUUUAUCUUGACCAUUUUUCAAACUUAUUCCGGAUUUUCCUACUAUGCAUUUUAUUGUAUUGUUGAUAAUCUGUCAAUUUGUACCCCCAAUCGAAUUUAAUGUAGUCAACAGAUGCGCAAUGUGUUGCUGGGUAUUUAGACCCAUCAAAUUAAAUUAAUUGAUUAGCAUUUGCUUCAAAUUUUCUUUAAAUUGCAUUAUUUUAGUUUUACGUUUUUAUGUAUGUUUAUUUAUUUUCUUGUGAUUUUGGCCAGUUUUCUUUUGAAUAACAUCCAGUUUGACCAUCCAAGUUACAGUAUUAUGGUGAAGACAAUUGUGUUAAUCAAAUUGCACCAUUUUCUUAAUGCUAUCUAGUUUUUAAUUAAAACUGAAGUGCAUUUGAAUCCUACAUUAAUUUGGCUAGCUGCGUUAUUUGCAUUGAGGCCUGUUUGAUUUAGAAAUUCCCUUGGAUUUUUCUUGUUUUUUUUCCUCUUUGAAUGUGCUAUUGGGAUUCCUUGAUGGGAUGAAUUGUUAAAUCUUGAAUUUGGUUCCUGGACUACUUUAUAUAAAAAAAAAUAAUCUUGGUGACAUUUUUCUAUUUUCUGUGCCAGAAGCGUGCAAGCAAUGCAUAAUUCUAUAGAGAAAAUGACUUGCAUUCACUUUGAGGCGUGACCCAUGUAAUCUAAUGCCAGAAUAGAAAAUGUCCUUCCUGGUUUCUGCUCAGCUUAUCAUUUCUCCCCAUGAAGAUGUUAAAAAUAAGUUGCACUACAUAAUUUUGUUCUAACCAUUAAGAUUGAAAUCUUGGGUGAGAGUGUAAGUCCUGAGUAAGUGUUUUUAGCGGAGAUUAUCUUGUACUGUACUUUAAUGAGCUUUACUUUGAAGGUGGUAACAGAUUGCUUGACAUCAUCUUUGACCACCAAUUGGCCAUGGUUUGGGUUACUGUUAUAAUGUUAUAUUGUUCAAGUGACAAUCCAUGUGAUUUUGUAUUUCUAAACUAGAAUACCUCUUUUUUUGGUUUGGUUAAACUUUGUGUUGAUUCUUUCUACUUAGUUUUAGUUUCACACACUGUUUAACAGACUUAAAUUAAAUACUGAUACCAAGUGGACAGAAAUACAACGUACUGAUUUAUAACCAUCCAAAUCAACAAUGGCGGGGGGGGGGGGGCGGUGGGAGAAGUUGCACAGCAAAAACAUACAAACUGUUUUGGAUCAUAAUAUUGGAUAUGGUCAGCAGGUUGGGUUGGAUCUGUGGAAAGAGUUGAAUCACAGAGCUGAUAUAUUAAUGGUUUCUCUUUUUGCAGGUACUCCUUGACCUGCUGAUUGCUUUUGGUUGGACCUUUAGCAUCUACAGUUUCAUUAAUUUUUUUUUGGUGGAACUGAGAUUGCUGUACCAAUCAUACUUGACCCUCUUUAACAAAUGCAGCUCCCCCAUCUCCCUCAAUCAUUGGAUCCCAUUCUGUAGUCACUAUUAUAUCAAUUCAAGAAAUUAUACAGAAAUUUGAGUGUAAGGAGUUCCUUAUUUUGAUUUGAACCGUCAAAAUUUUACAACUUUCCAUUUCUGAAUUGAAUAUUCUUGCUAUUUUGCAUUCUCUAAACAGAACCAGGUAUUAAAGGACAGAAAACUAGUGGGAUUGCAUUUUAAAUCCAAUUCUGUUUUUCUUUAAUCUAUGUACAGCCAAAUAUAGCUUAUUUAGUGCUAUUUUGAGUUGCUCUUUACCAAAAUUUGUCUAUCACAUGGCUGUAACUGAGCAGAAAACAAGUAGUUUUAGGAAUAGUUUGUCGAGUAACAUCCUCCAGAAAGUCUUGUUUCUGAAUGUGAUUUGGUUAUUAAAGUAACUAGGAGCAGAAUGAUGUGAAAAGAAGCUGGGACUUGCCUUGGUACUUGCAGAAAAUAGGGGUUAUAUAAGAUUGAAUAUAAUUAACAUACGUUAUUUUCAAAUUUCUGCCUACCAGCUAUUUUCUCAAUAGCACUAUGGAGAAAUCUGAGUACCCUUUUAGCGUGCAGUACUGUAAUUUAUCCCAUGGCUGCAAGAAAAUCUGCAAGCUUCUGAACUAUUCAAAUUAGUGGUUUUGAAAAAAGGUUUCAGAAAUUAUUCAACUUUUUUCUAUAGAUUUCAUUGCUUUUCAUUUAAUGGUUAACUACCUUCAUUUCUGAACUUAUGCUAAAUCUUGUACUGAGGUGCGGAUUACAUUAUUAAUUGGGUGUUUUCGCUUGCCUAUUUAUUUUUGAGCUGCUUUCAUAACCCUGCUUUUGCUACAUCUGCAUGGAUCCUUAAAGUAUAACUAGUUAGCUGUACUUGGGACCCUCCAUAUAGGAGAUCUGGAACAUGCACUGUGAAACCAUAUAUCAACGUUUCAAAUGAAAAUAGGAAGAUGGAGGAGAAUAUUGACCAAUAGUCUACUAUGUGGCUGUGGGCUUUGCAGGCAACUUUAGAUGAAGUGUAAGUUCGAAUAACUAAAACACACACACAGUUUUGAGAAGCAUAAUGGCCUGAUCUAAAAUAGUCAGGUAGUCCAAUGAGCUUGAUGUGCCCAGAAGACUAUUUUUCUUUAAGUAGAAUUUCAUUAAUUUUCAAACUAAUAAGCACCCAGCAUAGUGCUGUGUCCGGAACCUCCUAAAAGAUGCUGUGAAACCUGUAUUUUCUGUGGGUAGAGAGGAAACUACUUUUCUCAGAAGCUUUAUCCACCACUUCAAAUUGAUAGGCAAGUCCAUCAAUUUUCGACUCUAAUUCAAGGUUAUUUAAGUCAUGAUUUGAAAACCACUUAUUGGAAAAGUUGUAAAUGAGAAGUACUUUUGAUCACAGCUACUGCUUGGAUUAAUGACUUGUUUUCAUGCAGCAGGAUUUUUGUCUAUGCUGAUUGAGGAUAAAUGGUUUUGUGGUUUGUGAACUUACCAGUUAAAUGUAUAUAUAACAUGCAUUGGGCUUUAUUUUUGGAAAUGCAUUCUUUUCUAAAAUUGUUUGGCAAAUUGGGGAAACAAUUUUGGCAAUAAAGCUUAACUUUUGAAGUCAAUUUCUUAAAAAUUUUAAAUUAAUUCUAGAUUUUAUUGUCACGGUUUAGAUAGAAUUGUUACUUGAACUCCAUUUGAAAAUGUUUGCAAAGGACUUUGAUUAUCAAUUGGUCUUCCAUUAAGGAAUUUUUCACUGUGAUACUUUUAUUAGCAAAUACAUUUAAGUGGGAAAAAAUUAAGUUGUACUUGAUAGUUUGCUAUUUGAUAAUUAAUUACCCUCACAUUUUUCAGAGUGGGGGAAAUAUAACGUAUUUAAGCAACUAAUGUUCACAUUUCCAUCAUUUGAAUAACUUCCUGGCUGUGCUUUUAUGAUGAAUUAAUCUGGAAUUUUCAGGGAAACUCCAGACUCCAAAUAGCUAUUCAAUGCAGCUAAAGCUAUUUUAUUAAAUGUCUAACGAAUGUGAUUUCAUCUGAAAAUUUAAGCUUAUUGUAGAACAGUAAAUGGGCUCUGGAUACUUUUGUUGUUCGUCUUAUUUGUUGAAAUUGUAUGAAAAUGGAGAACACCACACCAUACUAAUGGAAUUCUCAUCUUUAUUAGGCUACAAAGCAACCAUUAGUGGACGUGGAAUUCGUUUGUUUAUGGAGUCUUGAUUUAAAAAAAACUGUUGGUGUUUGGCUCAAUGUACAGUAAUCAGCAUAGAGCCAACUAAUUGUUUUUGCUGAUCAUUAGUUCUAGAAUGACAAGUGAGGUAUGUAUUCGGUCAACUAAGGUUAUUUGGAGUCUGUAAUUUCCAUCUGCUGCAGUCAUCUUGUAUCUUUGGGGGGGGGGGGGAGAUAAAAAAAAAACCUAUUUGAAGAACAAAUCAAUCUGGCAACAAAAUGUAACAUUCUUAUAAGGACAUUGGAUUUGGAAAAUAAAAGUCUACUUUGAAUCAUAACAGAACUAAAUUUCAAUACUUUCUAGAGGCAAAUCGUGCUUUGGGGAACUAUGUAGGUUUUGCUGUUUUUAUUAAUGAGCUGUACAAGCUGUUGAAAGCCUGCUAGAGACUUGGUAAAAUUAUUUUUGUAAUAAUUAUGGAAAAGUUAUAGACUUAAUUAUUUGGUAUAUUUACCACUGCAAAUGAUCUAGUUGUACUGGAAGGUCUUUAAAUGAAGUACUGUACAAAUUGUAAUUUUGUAAGAAUUGCUACAAAGUAAUUUUGCCCUUGUACAUAUUUGGAUUUAUUUGGUCACAUGGGUUGUAUUAUGAAAAAUGAAUCCCUGUGAAGAAUGGAGUAUCAACAGAUGCUGUGUAAAUCCAACCCACAAGUGUUGACAUUGAAUAGCAAUAUUGUGAAUUUGUUCAUUAAUCAAACUUAAUUGUACAUUUUCCAAAAAGUUGUUUAAUUGCAACAGGGUACAUUGAAUAAAUGACUGGAGAUCUGUGGUUGCAAAAAGAAGACAAAUGGUUGUAUAAUGUCUAUAAGUCAGAAUGUGAAAUGAAGUGAUCCUUUCCAAUUUUUUUAAGAAAAAAUUCAGAAAUGACUUCUAAAGACUCAGCAAUUAUGAAACUGUUGGUUGUAAGAAAUGUUAAAUUGGGGAAGUCUGUGAAAAGGAUGUUCUCUGAUAGAAACUUGAAAGCUGUUUUGUGUCUACUUGUGGAGUCAUUGAUUAAAUUUAGAAUGUAAUCUCUUGUUUCAAUACAUCUCAUGACCAUUUUUGUACAGUACUAUGCAAAAGUCUUAGGCACCCUAGAUUUUUUUUUAUGGUUUCAGAUGGUACAGCCUCCAAGAGCCCUGAUUUCAACACUAGAGUCUGCCUGAAAUUACCUUGACAGACAGAAGCAAGUGAGGCAGCAAAAGUAUGUGGAACCACUGUGGCAAGUUCUCCAAGAUACUUGGAACAAUGUAACAGCCAAUUUUUCGUAUAAAACUGCAUGAGUGUAUCAGAGAUUUGAUGCAGAUUUGAAGGCAGAGUGUGGUCACACCAAAUAGUGACUUAAAUUGUUUUUUUUAAAAACUAUUUACUGCUCUUUCUUUAUAGUAAUUUUUUGAUUAUUUUGUAAGUACCUAAGACUUUUGCACAGUACUGUAUUAUUUACUUUGAGAUAUGCAAGUUUAAAUGUUGACCUAUGAUUAUCCUUUUAACAGUUUCUAUUAGACACUUAAAUAACUAGAUUGUUUGCACUUGUAAUAAUGCCUUUACAUUGUCACUACAUUUUAUGCAAUUUUUUGCAAUGGGAAGAAAAUGUUUAUUGUAGAUCUAUUUUCAUAUUUAUGAAAGUAUUUGAUAAAUGUCUUAAAAUUCAGAACUCUAUAAUAAAAAGCUUUAAAUUAAAGUGA